Messenger RNA from Lachancea thermotolerans CBS 6340, 1797 nucleotides. It is a transcript of the gene UBA2, whose product is annotated as E1 ubiquitin-activating protein UBA2. The transcript has a single exon. Lineage: Eukaryota; Fungi; Ascomycota; Saccharomycetes; Saccharomycetales; Saccharomycetaceae. Gene Ontology annotation, molecular function: SUMO activating enzyme activity. Gene Ontology annotation, cellular component: cytoplasm; SUMO activating enzyme complex. Gene Ontology annotation, biological process: protein sumoylation. The record is from RefSeq and is a predicted model, not a curated record. Bases 1 to 1797 code for a protein of 598 amino acids.
AUGGCCAACGCGAGUGCAGUGCGCCUUUUGGGCCAAGAAAAUUAUGAAAGACUGCGCAGCAGCCGUGUACUGUUGGUGGGCGCAGGAGGCAUCGGAUGCGAACUGUUGAAGAAUCUAGUGCUUAUGGGGUUUGGCGAAAUUCACAUUGUAGACCUCGACAUUAUAGAUCUGUCUAAUUUGAACCGCCAGUUCCUGUUUCGCCAACGCGAUAUUAAGCAAGCGAAGGCGACAACCGCAGCUCGUGCUAUCGAACAUGUGAGCAAUUCAAAGCUUGUUGCCCAUCAAGCAAACAUCAUGGAUGUGAAUCAGUUUCCACUGGCCUGGUUUUCCCAGUUUUCGAUCUUUUUCAACGCAUUGGACAACCUGGAAGCUAGACGUUACGUCAAUCAGAUGGCGCAAUAUCUUCGAAAGCCAUUGCUCGAAAGUGGAACCGCCGGUUUCGAUGGAUAUAUUCAGCCUAUUAUACCGGGCGCCACCGAAUGUUUUGAUUGUACUACGAAGGAGACGCCUAAAACCUUUCCCGUCUGCACCAUCAGAUCUACUCCAUCCCAACCCAUCCACUGCAUAGUUUGGGCCAAAAACUUCCUAUUUUCGCAGCUCUUUGCCUCAAGUGGCUCAAUGUCCGCGGAUGAAGACCUUGGCACCGAUAAUGUUGAAGAGAUUGAACGCAUCAGGCAGGAGACGAACGAGCUUCAUGAACUUCAAGAACUCAUCAGGUCGGGCGAUAAGACACGCAUCAGAGACGUUUUCGAGAAAGUGUUUGUUAAAGACAUUGAAAAGCUUCUUGCUAUUGAGGAGUUAUGGAAAGCUAGAGAGAAACCUACACCACUGUACAACUUCAAAUUCGAUGAAAAAAUAAACAAAAAUUUGAACACUGUCUGGACAAUCCAGGAGCAAGUUAACGCUUUUGUUCUGGCUACUGAAAAACUGAUGCAGCGACUCUCCUCUGAAAAACAAAUCGAAUUUGACAAAGAUGACCCUGACACACUUCUCUUCGUUGCUGCGGCCGCAAAUAUUCGUGCCAGCGUCUUUAAAUUGCCUUUGAAAUCCGUUUUUGACAUCAAGCAAAUUGCAGGAGGCAUCAUUCCUGCAAUUGCUACAACGAAUGCAAUCAUUGCGGGUUUGUCAUCCCUUGCAUCGCUCAGAGUGCUCAAUCUUCUCAAAAAUCAGCCAAAAGCAAAUCCCACAGAAUUGAACAUGGCAUUUACAGCUAAGGCCAGUAACAUGUCCAAUAACCGCUACCUUUCGAAUCCCCAGUUAGGGCCACCAAAUCCUCGCUGCCCAGUAUGCUCGAUUGCUCGCGGCGUUCUGACAUUAUCGCAAAACGAUUUAGAUACAAUGAGACUUUCUGAGCUAGUCGGUGCUGUUCAAGAAAAGUAUUCUUAUUCUGGUGAAGUUUCGGUGCUUGACAAAUCCACUCAGAGGUUAUUAGCUGAUUUUGAUUUUGAAGAUUUGUUAAAUAAGACUCUUGCGGAGGUCAAAGUUGCUCGCGGUACGAUUUUGUUAAUUUCUGAUGAGCAAGAUAGCGAAGAGAGUAUACGGGCCCCUGUUGAACUCUACAUAGAGCAAGGUGAGCCUGAGGGUAUAAACUUGCCAGAUAUUGAGGUACCACUUAUAAAACCAGCUGUUGUCGAACCUGAUGAGACAAAUUCUGAGGAAGGAGUCUCUAUGCCGGGCGAAAUAAUAUUGGAUGAGGAUGAUAAAAACCCCAAGAAAAGGCACCUAGAUGAUGCCUCUGAAACUCCCGCCAAGAAGGCCCUUAAGACUGAGGAAGAGCAUGUUGUAAUCCUAGAUUGA